CGUAGUAACAAGCUCUCUAUAAAUACUGACGGGAUCCUUUACCGGCUUCCACUCUAGUUUCAGUCCCGAUAGAGGCGACACCUCCAACAUUUUUUUUAUCCCAGCAUUCUGGUCUCAUGGACACACUCUUUGUAAAUGCUUUUUAAGAAUCAUCACUGUAGGAACACGCACACUGGCUACUCAGCAGGCCCUGGCCUUGAGUCUUAUCUGAAGGGAUUUAACUUCACUGGCGAGCCACCUUGGCUUCUCUGCACCUGAGGAACAUCAGCACUAAAUUUCAUCUCUUUCAUAUCCAAUUUCCUAGUGACUAAUCAAAAGGACUUUUGACCAUGAACACUGUCAGUCCCACCGAGUUUGACUUCUCUUUCCUUGAGGAGGGAUUCUCUGCCCGGGAUAUUGUUGAGCAGAAAAUCAAUGAGUCAUCCAUGACGGAUGACCGGGAUGCUUUCUACGUCUGUGACCUGGGAGAUGUACUAAAGAAACACCUGCGCUGGGUGAGGGCCCUGCCUCGAGUCACUCCUUUCUACGCUGUCAAAUGCAACGACAGCCGGGCUGUAGUUAUGACUCUGGCAUCCCUGGGAGCUGGCUUUGACUGUGCAAGCAAGACUGAGAUUCAGAUGGUUCAGUCUCUGGGAGUGGAUCCAAGCAGAAUCAUCUAUGCCAACCCCUGCAAGCAAGUUUCUCAGAUCAAGUAUGCGUCUGCCCAUGGGGUCCAGAUGAUGACCUUUGAUAGCGAAGUGGAACUCAUGAAAGUGGCCCGCUGUCAUGAGAAUGCCAAGCUGGUGCUGCGUAUUGCCACAGAUGACUCAAAAGCAGUGUGUCGCCUGAGUGUGAAGUUUGGGGCCCAGCUGAAAGCUUGUCGAGGUCUUCUGGAGCGGGCUAAAGAACUGGGGCUGGAUGUGAUUGGUGUCAGCUUCCAUGUUGGCAGCGGUUGCACUGAUCCCGAGACCUACACCCAGGCUAUCGCUGAUGCCCGCUGUGUCUUCGAUAUGGGGGAUGAGCUGGGCUUCAACAUGGACCUGUUGGACAUUGGAGGUGGUUUCCCUGGUUCAGAGGAUACUGAACUUAAAUUUGAAGAGAUCACAGCAGUAAUCAAUCCAGCUCUGGACAAGUAUUUCCCUGCUGACACUGGUAUUAAGGUCAUUGCUGAGCCAGGCCGCUUUUAUGUGGCCUCUGCUUACACUCUGGUUGUCAACAUUAUUGCCAAGAAGGUCAUCAUAGACGACGAGUCAGCAUCUGAUGAGGAAGACGAAGGGACCAAUGAUAGGACUCUGAUGUACUAUGUCAACGAUGGAGUGUAUGGAUCCUUCAACUGUAUACUCUAUGACCACGCUCACUGUUUGCCAACACUACAUAAGAAGCCAAAGCCAGAUGAGGCCAUGUACACCUGCAGUAUCUGGGGCCCGACAUGUGAUGGUCUUGAUCGUAUUGUUGAGCAGUGUAGCCUGCCUGACCUGCAAGUGGGAGACUGGCUGGUCUUUGACAACAUGGGCGCCUACACCGUGGCCGCUGCCUCCACCUUUAACGGUUUCCAAAGGCCUGACAUCCACUACGUCAUGUCCCGCACUGCCUGGCAACAUGUGCAGCAGAUCUGUUCCCAGGGCAUGCCAGCUCCUGCGGAGGAGUCUUGUCUGUUUGAAGUGCCAGCCUGCUGUGGCCGAGAGAGCAGCUUGGAGAUGCCCACUAAGCCUUGCCAGGCCCACGUGGUUUAAACACAUUCUGUCUGCUGCAGCAAUGUUCUCCAGAUCUAGCAUCCUUUUUUUUUUUUUUUGUUAAUUAUUGAAGAGGGUUCUGUUUUCCUUCUUCUACCCAAAUGUACGUGAAAUUUCAAGGCCAGUUACUUGACAGGAGAAUGAGAGGAACAUGUUGUUGCACACAUUUCUGUGUUCUGUAUGGAAGCGGGGAUCAACCCUCUAUGAAAUGAGGCUGAAUCACACUCUGAGUGUCUCUGUGUGCUCCAGAGUGUUACAGAGCAACUCUGUACUUGAACUUGUUGCUUCAGUCUUCCUGCCCUAAUUUGGGAGAAUGACUGUAAGAACUGGAGUACUGUAGUUCGUGACGCAACUAUUUGCUCAACUGAAAUAGUGUAGGGAAAAACAAAACAACUGACUGAAUGUUCCCCUUCACCAGUAGGACUCACAACACUUGAAACUGUAGCAAAAGUCCAAGAGAUGAAGGGUCAACAAUGCUAUUUUAAUACAUCACAGGAAUAUUAGCAGAUUGCUUCCACCUUAUGCAGUCUCCAGUCCUGACCGACCUGCAGACACAUCUCUAGUUUGUAACGUGCAAAGAGGUGGUUGGAGGGGUGAUUUAAUUCCUCAAAAAAUGGCUGCUAUGUUUAUAUUUAUCUUUUCCAUGAUCUCCACUUCUGUACAGAACCUCUCAAGUGUUAAUCCUCAAGAUGUUAACAUAUGAAGAAAUACUUUUUUUUUUCUCUAUUUAUUUUUUUCCUUCAGUAGUUAUUCUUUCCAAUGCAAAACUGUAAUAUUUAAAGGUACACACACACAAACUAACAGGAAAUGCAUGUACAACAUCAUGCAUGUCAAAAUCACCAUAUAGUGUGCGUCUGUCUGCAGCAUUUCAAACAAUUUGUCAGACCGCACUAAAGAUGCAGAUAUUUCGGCUAAUCAUUUGCUCCUCAUCUAUGUCCUGGUCAUCUGACCUUAUCGGUGGCACCAAAACCAAAUCUUAAAGAUUAACACUUCAAACACAGGGACUCAAGAAGCAGACUGCGCCUCUCCUCUUCUCCUACUUAUUUUAUUUUUUAUGUUUUGUAGCUUGUAGAAGGCAACAACCAGACACUUCAAGUGGAUACGAAAGAGACGGGAUUGCAAAUUCAUAAUGCUUUCCUAUGGAAACUUUUUUGAAAGUUUUGUAUUUUUUUAAUAAAUAAAGCAUUAGGUGCAGAACCAAA
Centropristis striata (black sea bass) is the source of this 2914-nucleotide messenger RNA. It is a transcript of the gene odc1, whose product is annotated as ornithine decarboxylase 1. The coding region runs from base 330 to 1712 and encodes 460 amino acids. Gene Ontology annotation, molecular function: ornithine decarboxylase activity. Lineage: Eukaryota; Metazoa; Chordata; Actinopteri; Perciformes; Serranidae. The transcript has 11 exons. Gene Ontology annotation, cellular component: cytoplasm. The record is from RefSeq and is a predicted model, not a curated record.